AUGUUGACAUUAUUGUUCCUGCUGACGUGCUCGGCCCUCAUCGUACUCGGACGGCGAGCCGAGUCCAGCGACUGCUCAGCGUUUUCCACCGACGGCCUGGCCGGCAGCCACUUUCAGUACUAUCGAUUUUACGACUUCAGAAACAUCAGCGCAAGCAGCACCGAUAGGAGAUCCCGACGACGCGAUGCUGCUGACGUGUCAAAUCGCACAGUCGUCGACAGCUCCUGGACGGAUGACUGGUACGUGCGAGACUUCCCGCGAGCUUCACCUGGUGGGCACUCGAUACCGGUGAACUUCAUUCCGGAGCGUGUCGAGAUCGUCAAUAGCACCAAUGAGUCCGAACACUAUGGCACCUACCUCUCUCUAAGCACCGCUCGUGUGGACGAGGAGAACCAAGAAUCCGGUGAAAUCACCUUUUCCGAAUUCAACGUCACGUCGGCCUCGAUCCGCGUCCUGGGCCGCGUCCGCGGCGCCCCUGGAGGCGUCGCAGGCAUCUUCACCUACCAGAACGACACGCAAGAGUCGGACAUCGAGCUCUUCACCCGCGCUCCCGGCACCUUCGUGCAGUAUUCCAACCAGCCUUCAUCGUGCGGCGAGCCGGAUUGGAUCCCUAUUCCGGGAGCGACCGUCAAUAACACCAUCCCGCAGCAUCGCACAUACUCGGACUGGUUGGUCCACCGGCUCGAUUGGGUGCCCGGCCGGAGUGUCUUCUUCGUCAAUAAUGAGCAGACCAACACGACGGAUCUGCAUGUUCCUGUCUCGGACCCGCCCAGCGCCGUUUACCUGGACAUGUGGUCGGCCAACUCGACGUGGUCAGGCAGUAUGGAUAUUGGACAAAAUGCUUCUUUCGAUAUUCAGUGGGUGGAGCUGGUGUUCAAUACCACGGACGAAAUGAUCGAGGAAAGAACAGAAGGGCCAGUCUGUGCUGUGGGCGCCAUUGACUUGCAGGCCGUGGAAGAGUCUGGUGCCGGCAGAGUCCUUCUCAUGCCUGGCGUAGUUGCCCUCCUCCUCCUAACAGCAUUCGCUCAGCUACUGUCUAAGUAG
Messenger RNA from Cyphellophora europaea CBS 101466, 1044 nucleotides. RefSeq lists its product as uncharacterized. Bases 1 to 1044 code for a protein of 347 amino acids. The transcript is spliced from 2 exons. NCBI's taxonomy places the organism in Eukaryota, Fungi, Ascomycota, Eurotiomycetes, Chaetothyriales, Cyphellophoraceae. The record is from RefSeq and is a predicted model, not a curated record.